Messenger RNA from Thalassophryne amazonica, 3868 nucleotides. It is a transcript of the gene cyth1a, whose product is annotated as cytohesin 1a. Gene Ontology annotation, biological process: regulation of ARF protein signal transduction. The transcript has 13 exons. Bases 368 to 1621 code for a protein of 417 amino acids. The record is from RefSeq and is a predicted model, not a curated record. Gene Ontology annotation, molecular function: guanyl-nucleotide exchange factor activity. Lineage: Eukaryota; Metazoa; Chordata; Actinopteri; Batrachoidiformes; Batrachoididae.
CGAGAGACCGGAGCAGGGAGGCUGAGACACCAACACGAAAGGGGAACAGUGAGAAAGGAGAAGUGUUUUCUGCACACUGUAAAGUUGCAUUUCGAAGGGGGAAGAGAAAUUGAGUGAGGGUGUGAAAUCGACCAAUGAAAAGCGAGAGGGAACAGAAUUAAUCCCCCUGGGGAUUGGAUAGCGAGGCUGACACCGAGGAGGACGGCUGGAUGUCCUCUUGCAAGCAGGGAGCCUGUCCUCAGCGAAUCCUCGUUUCCUCCAUCACAACAGGAGAAAGUUGGGAUAUCCACUGACAGAAACAGACCCGCAUACACACACACACACACACACACACGCGUGGGCUGUUCUCAACACACACGCUCCAAAUAUGGGGACAGUGAGCGAACUCUGUGUGUCCAGCCUCCAGACAUUCUUGUGUCCAGCUGUGAAGCCUACCGAGCCUGCACCAGUGCCAGAUGACCUCACCCCAGAGGAGCAGCAGGAGCUGGAGAAUAUCCGCCGCCGCAAACAAGAGCUGCUGGAAGACAUUCAGAGGUUAAAGGAUGAGAUAGCAGAAGUGACGAUUGAGAUUGAGAACCUAGGUUCCACCGAGGAGAGGAAAAAUAUGCAGAGGAACAAACAGGUGGCUAUGGGCCGAAAGAAAUUCAACAUGGACCCCAAGAAGGGGAUCCAGUUUCUGAUUGAGAAUGAGUUGCUGAAGAACACCAGCGAUGAUAUCGCCCAGUUCCUGUACAAAGGGGAAGGCCUUAACAAGACUGCCAUUGGAGAUUACCUCGGAGAGAGAGAUGACUUCAACAUCCAAGUCCUCCAUGCUUUUGUAGCGCUUCAUGAGUUCACUGACCUCAACUUGGUCCAGGCUUUAAGACAGUUUCUGUGGAGUUUUCGUCUUCCAGGAGAAGCGCAGAAAAUCGACCGCAUGAUGGAGGCCUUUGCUCAGCGCUACUGCCAGUGCAAUCCCGGUGUUUUCCAGUCAACAGACACCUGUUACAUUUUGUCGUUUGCCAUCAUCAUGCUGAACACCAGCCUACACAACCCAAAUGUGAAGGACAAGCCGACUGUGGAACGAUUCAUCUCCAUGAACCGCGGAAUCAAUGAUGGGGGAGACUUACCCGAAGACCUGCUGAGGAAUCUGUAUGACAGCAUUAAGAAUGAGCCGUUUAAAAUCCCAGAGGACGACGGCAACGACCUGACGCACACCUUCUUCAAUCCUGACAGAGAGGGCUGGCUGCUUAAACUGGGAGGGGGGCGUGUCAAAACCUGGAAGAGGAGGUGGUUCAUCCUCACCGACAACUGUCUCUACUACUUUGAGUACACAACAGACAAAGAACCCAGAGGAAUCAUCCCGCUGGAGAACCUGAGCAUUAGGGAGGUGGAGGAUAAAAAGCCUAACUGCUUUGAGCUUUUCAUCCCAGACAACAAGGACCAGGUGAUAAAAGCCUGCAAAACCGAAGCAGACGGGCGUGUUGUCGAGGGCAAUCACACCUUCUACCGCAUCUCUGCCCCCACGUCUGAGGAAAAAGAUGAGUGGAUGAACAGCAUCAAAGCUGCCAUCAGCAGAGAUCCGUUUUACGAGAUGCUGGCGGCACGGAAGAAGAAGGUGUCGUCCAUGAAAAGGCACUAGAGCCGCUCAGCUCGCUCCAUGUUGCACUUGACCGAACAGAGGGACUGGGAAUCUGACCUCCAUCUGUCUGUCUCACACCUCUUCAGGGGAUUUCUUUUGGAUACAAACUUAAGUCUGGCGUUGGCGCCAGCGUUCUUGCUAAUAAUCAUGACCAAAGCCUCCUAUGAAUGUUUUCUCUUUCUUCGUCUCGUACGUCUGGAGACGAGGUUGAAAGGGAACUCUGGAAAAUCCCCCUCUGGAAACUGUUUGCUCAUGCUUUAGUACAGACAAAUCCACGCAUACAGAAUGUGCACACGUGCACGUCACUUUAACUCAGCAGGUCUGACCACGUGCGGCACCCCCAACCAAAAUCCUACGAGCUCUCCAGAAGAGAAGUCAAGAUGGUGUUUUUCCUGCUGUGCUUUAAUACGUUUGUGUCUAUUUUUUACAGCUUUUUACCUUUUAUUCUUCCAGUUUUCUUUAUUUGCUUUUUUUACAGAGAAAGUAUGAAAAAAAAAUUGCAGAAGAGUGUAAUUUGUCAACUGUUGAUUUUAUGGGGGGGGGGGGGGGGGGGGUGUUGCCGCUCAGGAGAUUGAAUCAGUGAUGGACUGAAAAACAUUUUUGUAGAUGUGAACCUGCAGCAGGCAGGUGUAUGUGUGUGUCUGUGUGUGCGUGUGAGUGACCUGCAGCUGCAUCCUGAGGAUCUAAAGGACGAGUGUCUGUCAUUAUUAUUAACAUAUUUAUUCAGGGUUUUAUGUUGUCUGGAAAACAGCAGAAACUCUUUCUACUCUGACAAAAAGAUUUUGCUCUUUGUCAAAAAAGUUACUUUUGCUGCUGGUUAGCUACAGACUUGUAUUCUUCAACUGCCACAUUUAAUUUACCUUUAGUGUUCCUUUUCUUUGUAGAAAGUUACCAGUUUAAUGGUCAAAAUUGUCUUCAUUACUGUCUUUUCAGAAGAAAAGAAAGAAGCUCUAUCUCUGCUUCCACCUGCUUUGCAUAAGAAAUAUUACACGUAAAGCGGCACAGAUAAAUCCUCACAAUUAUGUGGCUUUUUGAAGCCACAUGCGGGAAAGAUUGUUGCUGUCAGUGUCUGAGGAGCCAAACCAUAUUAAUGUGUCGCAGAAUCCCACCGAAUGAUUAAGAGUGGAGAGUCCGAUUUAUCGCACUAAGGCAAACAGUCCUUUUGCUGAAGCAAAUCUAUGGUGGCCGAGAGAUGACACGACUUCCAAAUUAAGAAAACACAAGUAAAUGUAGAAAACAAAAAAAAAAAAAACAAGCAAACAAAAAUAACACCAAACAACAAAAAAAUGCCAGCAUAUGCAGUGCAAAUUUUAAUUUAGUAAUGUAUCAGAUUAGAUAGAACUUAGAUAGAACUUUGGGAAGACUCCCUUGGGAGGACUCCCUCAGGUAACUGAGGUUCCAUUAUAUAGCCGCACACAGGGUAAGAAGCACACAGAGUAUCAAAAGUAAAAAUAAAAAAUUAAUGCAAUGCAUGCAAAAACACAGGCACAUAGCUGUACAACACAAAGGAAGCACUGGAAAAACAAGGUUUCUUACCAGAGGACUUUUACUGACCUAUUGUUGCAUUGCAAAUAAGUUUUUGUUUAAAAAAAAAAAAAAAAAAAAAAGUAUAAAUCUAGCUCAAGAGUAAAAUAAAUCACAAUAAAUAAAGAUGCAUUAAACGAUCAGCAGAAAGCUUCUUUUGUGUUACCAUUGCUUCCGUUUUGUGGUGCAGCUUUGCAACAAGUCUGUGUUUUCGGGUGCAUUGUGUGACUUUGCAGCAAACACAUUUAAAUUUUCAUGUGCUGCACAUUACGUUUUCUUGUGUUCUCUGUGAUUGCAAGACAUUUAAGAUGCAGCUCCCUAAUGUUGAAUUAAUGCAAGUGGGGUUUUUUUUGUAUUUGUCAAGGUUUUCUGCACGUGCUCGUCUUGUCCUAAGUUGGAUGUGUCGUGGCCUCUCUCAGCCACCGCACACUGCUGGCGUACAGUUAUGCAAAUGUACUCAAUUUUUUUUCUUCCUGUUAUUUGUACAGUCUCCUCUUCUCAGAUCAUGUUUGUCACCAUAUCAAUCGUAGAGAAAUAAGGAAAUCUACAAACAAUCAUAGACAGUAUUGAUUUAUUUAUCAAAGUUGUACAUAGUUAAAUGUAUAGUUGGUCCUUUUUUUCUCUGUUUUUUUUUAUGAUUUCCCUUUAGUUGUGCCAUCCUGUUAUUCUGUUGGCUAAUAUUUGAUUUAUAUCAUAACAAGCUAAAAUAAAGGUGAAUUUGUC